Messenger RNA from Panicum hallii, 923 nucleotides. RefSeq names its product universal stress protein PHOS34-like. The transcript is spliced from 4 exons. The coding region runs from base 164 to 679 and encodes 171 amino acids. The record is from RefSeq and is a predicted model, not a curated record. NCBI's taxonomy places the organism in Eukaryota, Viridiplantae, Streptophyta, Magnoliopsida, Poales, Poaceae.
CCAAAGCCACCGUUAAACAAACCACGAGCUACGCCUCUUCCGAUAAAAGCCGGCCCGGGAUCUCUCGCCCGUCCACAUCCACGAGUCGGAGGAGCUUCUAGUGACCAGUGACUGCUCGCUCGAGAUCGAUUCGGUUGCGUGACACGUGUGCAGCGAGAUAAGCAUGGGCGGCGAGGCGGCGGCGGAGCAGGGGCGGCGCAUCCUGGUGGCGGUGGACGAGGGCGACGAGAGCGUGCAGGCGCUGCGCUGGUGCCUCGGCACCUUCGCCGCGGCGGCGCGCGGGGACACCGUCAUCCUGCUCUACGUCCGCCCCGCGCCGCCCACCUACUCCUUCCUCGACGCCUCCGCCGUGGUAGGCUACCUGUUCUCGGAGGAGGUGACCGCCGCCAUCGACAGGUACAGCCGGGAGGUGGCGGACGCCGUGGUGGAGAAGGCGCAGAAGCUCUGCACGCUCUACGGCAAGGAGGAGGGUGAGGGUGACCACGAGAUGAAUGUCGAGGUGAAGGUGGCCGUCGGGGACGCCAGGACCGUCAUCUGCCACAUGGCGGACAAGCUCGGAGCCGACCUCCUCGUCAUGGGGAGCCAUGGCUACGGCUUCUUCAAGAGGGCUCUGCUUGGAAGUGUCAGUGAUUACUGCCUCAAGAACGCGAGCUGUCCCGUCCUCAUCGUCAAGUCUUAAUCCGAACCUAGUCGAGUGAUUAAGAAUGGAUCAGACAUGAUGCCCAUUGCCCAAGCGCUUCCCCAGGUGUUGUUCUCCCCGUUUCUUUUUUCUGAGCUUAGCUUUGCCUACGUCAAAUGUAUUUUGCCAGAGCCGCAGAUGUGUAAUGGUGACUGAAGUUUACCCAGCAGCAACCUGUAUGUAUAUAGUACUAAUACAACCUUUUUUUUUGAGUGGGUACUAAUACGACCUUAUGAUCAUGUAA